Trachemys scripta elegans is the source of this 2404-nucleotide messenger RNA. It is a transcript of the gene CENPC, whose product is annotated as centromere protein C. Gene Ontology annotation, cellular component: kinetochore. Lineage: Eukaryota; Metazoa; Chordata; Testudines; Emydidae. Gene Ontology annotation, molecular function: centromeric DNA binding. The transcript is spliced from 13 exons. The record is from RefSeq and is a predicted model, not a curated record. The coding region runs from base 49 to 2130 and encodes 693 amino acids. Gene Ontology annotation, biological process: kinetochore assembly; attachment of mitotic spindle microtubules to kinetochore; spindle attachment to meiosis I kinetochore.
UCAGCCUCAAUACCACCACCACCACCUUCUCCUGUAAAAGAUUUAGGAAUGGAAAAUGAGUGUGAGUUUUUAAUUGACGAAUCGGAUGGUUUUUCUUUUACAUCCUGGUUUUCAAUUCCCAAAAAGAACAAAAAAAUAGAGAAGCAGGCCUUAUCAAAGCCUGAGCCACAAUCUCAGCCUUCCGAAAAGAAAAAGGCAGUUGUACAAGAAAGCAAGAAACGCAAGGAUAGAAAGGCACAGAAUGAAGUACCUGUUAAACUGACUCGUAUGGAACAGUCGAAAAUGAAAACAUGUGACGCUGUUGAACGGAUACAAGCCGAGUUACAAAAUGCUUCGGAUACAAAUCUAGGUUUAGCUGACAAAAAGAGAGAGGCUCUUAAAUCUGUAAGGCAAAGCAGUCCUCACGUGGAAGAGAGUAAAAAACACACACACGGACAAAGAUCCACAAGAACCCCAAACAAGAAAAACUCCACGGCCCAGAAACAGAUACAGCCCAAAAAAUUCACUUUUUCAGUUUCCAAAUCAGACACAGAUAUUUCCGAUACAGAACAACCUAAACCAACAGAAAUACCUAAUGGAGAUCCCUUUGGAUCUUGUAGUAUGACUGAGCAGCCUCAAGAGAAAGUUGUGUUUUCAGAAGAGGAUCAUAAUUUUCCAAAACCUCCCCAGUCCAUUUUAAAAACUGCUCUACGUUCAUCCCACAAGAAACAAACUGCUAAGCAGAAACUUUCAAAAAUUGCAUCGUCUAAAAAACUGGUAGAAAACCGAAGAAACAAAGUUAGAAAAUCUACCCUUAAAUCCAGUAGUAGAAAAUCCAGGAUACAAAUCUCAGAGGAGAGUUCUGAAAGUGAGUCCAUAGAGGAGGUGGCUGAAAGAGAGCUUUUAAAGUCAAACAAAGUGUUUUCCCCUUCAUUGCAACAGGAAUCACCGACUUCUGCAUUACAGAAGUCCCAUAAAUCCCCCAAACCUAAAAACUUCAUACAUUCACUGGAAUCAUCUGGUAAUGUACAUAUCAAAACUCCUGCAAAAUCUAAAAAACCUUCACAGAUUUUCAUAGACAAUACAGAAGACUCUGAGGGGAAAAGAGCAUCAGCUAAAUCUCUACGGAGGACAGCUACUCGGAUUAAUCAAAGAACUAAUAUGAUUGAUUGUUCAAAUCCUGAAAAUGCUGAACCUGGGAAUACAACAGAUCACAAGGGUUCUUCUGGCCAGGACAUGGCAGAACAAAACCACAAGAAGUCAAAUGCAUCUGUGAAAACAAAAUAUAAAAAACAGAGUAAUCUCCACCGAUCACAAGUCUCUCCUGCACCUGAGAAAAACAAGAAUCAUAACAGUGGGCUUGUACUGAAACGUUAUGUAAAAUUUACUUCAAAAAAUGACGAGCCUAUUGCGUGUGAGUGGGACGAUUCAUCUUCAGAUAAAUCUAUAGCCUUGAAGGGUGAUGCAAGUGAAUUUUUGUCAAACACACCACUAAAGCAUAAACUAGUAAUGCCAUCCCAAACACCCAAUGUUCGUCGGACAAAAAGAAUACGACUAAAGCCUUUGGAGUAUUGGCGAGGGGAGCGCGUGAACUAUAUGAUGAGACCUUCAGGAGGGUUUGUGGUAGGUGGAAUAGUGUCUCCUGAAAAGGAUCCAUGCAAGAAGGCUAGCGUAAAGAGAAAACAUACGCCAAAAACAAGGCAUCAUGUUGUUGAAUAUUUGAAUGUCUCCCUAGCAGAUACUUCUAAGCCAACUGCUGUAUGGGACCCAACAAUUAAUGAAGAGGUUUUGCUAGAGUGUGUCAACACUGGACGUAAUCAUUCUUGUUUCUUUAAUGAUGAGUCAGUGGAAAUAUAUAAAAACCUGAAUACAUCCGUUUUUGCUGCUGGUAAAUUGAUCUUGAAACCGCUUAAAGAAAAGGGGCACCAAUUUGUUUACACAGAUAAUAUAGCUUUCCAUGUUAUCCGUGGCAAGAUUAUUUUUACCCUUCAUAAGACAUCCUACUAUCUAACUACAGGAGAUUUUUUCUAUGUUCCAGAAGGAAAUGGAUACAACAUACGCAAUCUCCUGAAUGAGGAAAGUAUUCUUCUUUUCACACAGCUGAAAGGAGAAAGUUCAGUGCUUUCAUCUUUUUUUGAAAAAGGAAGAUGAGAUCUAGGCCAAUUAUAGAACGUUCAUUAAAUGAGUCCUCUUCCCCAUAGCCUGUCCAGCAAAUUGGAGAUCAUCUUACGUUGGAUAUGGGGGGAUUCUAAAGAAGUCCCCAUAAUGACUUUUCGGCUGGAAUUCUCUUCAGGUCUGGGAAUAUAUUGUUUCAUGGACAUUGAAACAGAUCUCUUUGUCAGCUGUAAGUUGUAAAUUUAUGUAACCAUUUGUGGUCACACAAGUCAGUUCUGGUUUUGUAUCAAUAAAGAGUAAAUAGUGUAAA